Messenger RNA from Pediculus humanus corporis (human body louse), 1311 nucleotides. RefSeq names its product cAMP-dependent protein kinase catalytic subunit, putative. NCBI's taxonomy places the organism in Eukaryota, Metazoa, Arthropoda, Insecta, Psocodea, Pediculidae. The record is from RefSeq and is a predicted model, not a curated record. Gene Ontology annotation, molecular function: protein kinase activity; ATP binding. The coding region runs from base 1 to 1311 and encodes 436 amino acids. Gene Ontology annotation, biological process: protein phosphorylation. The transcript has 7 exons.
AUGACAAAAAGCAUAACUUGUAAAUCUAAGGAGUGGAUAAUUUUCAAUUGCGACAUUUUGUGCAAUUCGAAUCCUGGCACAAAAUUAAAAGUAAGAAAAUUACAAUCGUUAAAACUAUGCAAAUCGGAAGAACUGUUGAAACACUACGAAUUGGGAAACAUAAUCGGACAGGGAUGUUUUGGCGUUGUUCACGAAGCCGUUAAAAAACAAGACAACAAACCGUGGGCAAUUAAAAUAAUGAAUAAAUCUAAAGCCGGACAAAGCAGGUUACAACAGUUGCAAAGAGAAAUAAACAUAUUAAAAAGUGUUCAUCACGAUCACGUGAUACAUUUAGAACAAUUAUUCGAAACGCCGAAUAAAUAUUUUUUAGUUAUGGAAAAAUGUCACGGUGAAUUAUACGAUUUAUUUAUUAAAGAAAAACAUUUGACCGAAAACGAAACGAGAAUAAUCGUAAGGAGAUUGGCGGAUGCUGUUGCGUACCUACACAAAAGUGACAUUGUUCACAGAGAUAUAAAGUUAGAAAAUAUUUUAAUCGGUACAAAUCCAAACGAUCCGAAUGACCAUUUGUACAUCAAAUUGACAGAUUUUGGAUUGUCGGCAGUUAAAGGAAACGGAGUGGAAAACAUGUUGAACGAUUGUUGCGGGUCCCUUCAAUAUAUGGCACCUGAAAUAAUAGAAAACAGACCGUAUAGUCAACAGUGUGACGUUUGGAGUAUAGGAGUUUUAGAUUAUUUACUAUUAUGUGGUCUUUGGCCCUUUUAUUCAGAGAAUCAAUGCGAACAAGAAUUAUGUACACUCAUAUUAACCGAAAAUCCAGAUUUCACAGGUUGGGAAUGGCAAAAUAUAAGCAAAUCCGCAAUUAAUCUCUUAGAAAAAAUGUUAGUUAAAAAUCCAGCGUUUCGAAUAACGGCCGCUGAAAUAUUAAAUCAUCCAUGGAUAAAGGGAGAAAAAAGUACGGUUGAACAAACGGAAACUCCGAACAUUCUAGAACUUAUGAAAAUGUGGAAUACGGAAUCCAAAAGAGCAACUGUUAAUUCAUUAUCGGAUCCACAUUUCAUGAGUUUUGCAUUUCAUCAUUCUGUCGGCAUUUUGUUUUUUCUCUCUUCAGUAAAAAACAUUAAUAAUUUAAAAAAUGAUAAUAUGAUUUUACAAACAUGUUUGAAUCCAAUAAUUUUGAUUUGUAAAAAAAACUUUUGGAAAAAAAUCACACGAGAACGUUACUCAUCCUCUUUCCCAAUCCUAAUUACCUCAACUACGUCACGUCUCGGCGUUCUUUGCAAAGCGCUGCCAGGUGUAAAAAAUUGUAACUAA